AGAGCUCCUGGGUGGAGGAGCAAAGUUCUAGGGCUGAGCGUUCCUUUCUCAGCGCCUGGCGGUGCAGGCGCUCGUGGAUACCUGCCCUGCCUGGCGCCGCGUCUGAAGAUUCGCCUCGGCGGAACAGUUGAGUCUCCAUCUGGUUACCAACCCACCCGAGCUUUCUUCUCCUCCAUCACCACCUUCCUGCCUCCCCCUCCUCCCCCUCCUUUCCGUCUUCCCUCUCCACCCCCGCCCCCAAUCUCCUCCUCUUUUUCUCACUACAAGCGGUGGCGGAUGCUGAAGCCGAGCGUCACUUCGGCUCCCACGGCAGACAUGGCGACAUUGACAGUGGUCCAGCCGCUUACUCUGGACAGAGAUGUUGCAAGAGCAAUCGAACUACUGGAAAAGCUACAAGAAUCAGGAGAAGUACCCGUGCACAAGCUACAGUCUCUCAAAAAGGUGCUUCAGAGUGAGUUUUGUACAGCAAUCCGAGAGGUGUAUCAAUACAUGCAUGAAACGAUUACUGUUAAUGGCUGUCCCGAAUUCCGUGCGAGGGCCACGGCAAAGGCAACAGUCGCAGCUUUUGCAGCCAGCGAAGGUCACUCCCACCCUCGGGUAGUCGAACUGCCAAAGACCGAUGAAGGCCUGGGUUUUAACGUGAUGGGAGGAAAGGAACAAAAUUCCCCAAUUUAUAUCUCCCGCAUCAUCCCCGGAGGGGUAGCUGAGAGACACGGAGGCCUCAAAAGAGGAGACCAGCUGCUGUCAGUGAAUGGAGUGAGUGUGGAAGGGGAGCAUCACGAGAAAGCCGUGGAGCUUCUCAAGGCUGCCAAGGACAGCGUGAAGCUAGUGGUCAGAUACACCCCGAAAGUCCUGGAGGAGAUGGAGGCCCGUUUUGAAAAGCUUCGGACAGCUCGACGUCGGCAGCAGCAGCAAUUGCUCAUUCAGCAGCAGCAACAGCAGCAGCAACAGCAACCACAGCAAAACCACAUGUCAUAGGCCCUGAAGAAAAGCUACCGGGUCAAUCAUCAGACAGUCAUAAAUUUGGAAGCGUGCUCCAGAAUCCCAGCACAUAGAAAAAGGGAAAGGCAACACCAAUAACCGCACCCAUCACAAAGCUGUGAACACCUGGUGUAUCCAUUCUUUACCAAGGCAAUUCAACAUCUUCCUCCUCUGGGCACCAGCCCCCUGUUCAUUGCUUUUUACCUACUCAGACCUUCCAUUUAUGGCAGUGGAAACUCUCGGGGUGUUGAGGGAGAGAACUUUCCAGUCUGCAGACUGAAGUGGUGUAAGAAUAAAGUCUGUGACUUUUGAACAAAUCACCAGGGCUAGGAUGAUGUGAAUCUUUAGUCUAAGGCUCUUCCAGAGAUCAGUAAACCCUUCAUUAGGCUAUAGUUCAAACUGCAUCAGUUCAAGGUUGUGGCCACUUGAAAGGAACCUGCACAUUGUCCCUUGCCCUCACCUGUUCCAUAGUCUGUAUUGCUGAGCUGUCAGGAUUGGAAUUGGAUUUAGUUACAAAUUCAACCUCUGUUCUCCUCUUGAAAAUGGCAAGUUCUUAUCCUACAUAAUCUCUGCAGAACCUAGAAACAAUUGGUUCUUUAUUUUCUGUUUUUAUCAAUUUCUGGCUGUAUUAGCAGAGUAGAAUAUUUAAUCUGAACUUUUAAUUUUUAGGAGCAAGGAAGGGUUGUAACUCAAUGUUGUUCCUUUUAAAAAUUUAAGCAUUGCCUAUAUCUAUUAUUUAUUUCAACAGAAUAUAUUGUACAUUUAUUCCACAAAAUGCAUAAGAUCAGAGUACAUUUCUAUAUUUACCAAAGGUUACUAUCCUGGUAAGAUAUUAUCUCCACUUUAUGAACUCAUCCUCACUUAAUAUAUAACCUGCCCUCCAUAUUUUCUUGUGAAAUUUUAUUUAUUUAUUUUUUUUUUUUGGUAAACUUUGGAGAAGUCUAAACCCAUCCUGCACACACUUAUGUGCUUUCAUGGAUAUCUAAUUGAUAUUUUAAAUCUUGGAUAUUUAUAAAACUGAAUUAUAAAAGGUGCACAUAGAUAUAUAUCCAAGGGGAUAUAUCACACAAAGUUUCCCUAAAUGCAAACUGCAUAUUUUUGACAGUCUAAUCUCAAAGGUAUUGGCCCUCUUACAUUGAGGUAUGUGGAACUCAGCAAUACCAGUAUUGUGAAUGACAGACAUUGCUUCCUCCAAAGGCAAAUGUGUUUCAUUUUGCAUAUUUCCAUGUGUAAAUAUGCAAUCAGAUUUUCCAGCUUUCACAAAGCGCUGUUAGUGCUUCCUGUACACACAACACUUUUUAAUUUAGGGUAAAUCUGGGCUCCUAAUCUGGUUUUCCAUAAUGUCACAGAAAGGAAGGAAGCUGUAACUAUCUGGGACAUUUAAACACCUUAAGCACAAAAAUGUACACUCGCGUGCGCGCGUGCGCGCACACACACACACACACACACACACACACACACACACCCAGAAAAGAAUAACUGCCUAGUUAAAUUGUUGAAAUAGAGCCAGGUAUUUUAACAUGUCCAUUUUUUUUUUCAAAUGCAGAAAAUGGUCCGUCCCCCUCCAAAGAUACAACAAAUCUGAUAUUUCAGAUAAUCCUCCAGCACAAAAAUUUGUAAAGCUUGGCUUGCAGGCUGUCUUCUUGAAACUAAACAAAACCAAUUAGAUUUUCCCAGCACGUUUUAUUUCACACCGUUGGGUGGUACUAUUGUCAAUAGCAAUUUCUUCCUGCUCUGGAUAGUGCAUCACCCACCAGGUGACAAAGAGUGAGAAACCCGAGAGCUACGCCAAUUUAUUUCAACACUAUCCUGUUGUGGUAACAGGUUCCCAUCCUGGGAACCAUCAUUUUUUUACUAGAGAGAGGUUGGGGGAGGGGUCAGCAAGGGCCCAGAACGUUAUAUAAAAUAGGUCAAUAAAAGGGACAAGCAUGGCCAAAAAGAACGAAGUGGAGACUAUAUGAAUACUAUUCAGUUUGAAAGACAGUUCUCAUUUUUAUAAGAAAAAAAAAUGUAAUAAACAUAUAUUUUAGUUAUCAUUUAACAAAGAAAUAUUAAAGCUAUUCAGGAGAUGCCACGAAACUCUCAUAAAAGGAAAUCUUCUCACCCUUAUAAUGAGAAAAUGGUCAUUUCAACGAGUCUCAAUACAUUGUAUAAAUUUGGAGCUUAAGAUGAGUAUGUUUUCCCUUAGCUGUUAUGUGUUUAGUGAAUAUCGAAGUCAAUAUACGGUUUCACAUCAAUACAAGUAUUGUCAGAAACAACUCUGAAAUCACCAGGUACUUUACAUUGGUGUUUUCUAGAAGUCUUUGUAUUUUAUGGUUCAUUUGUACAAUGUGUAGUGCUGAUAAAUGUAUGCCAAGUUGUUUGUUGAAAUGAAGCAAUUCAUCAUACCUACAGAAGCCAAGGAUAGGUUAUACAUCUUAGUGGUCUUACAUACAAAUGGCUAGUUGACUUCAGUGAUGUUUACCUUGUUGAAAUGUAAGCAUUUCCCUAAAAUUGCAAUCAAAGGGACACCCUUGAAGACGUAGCAUGUCACUGACGGGUCUCUGAAGUUUCCCUGAAGCAAGAUGGAAAAGGAAGAACAAAUCUACAAUUUGUCCUGACCUUCUUUAUUCCUAAUAAUCACAUACAGAGCCAUGGACAUGGCUGAUGUCAUCCAUUUAAAAAAAAAAAAAAAAA
Messenger RNA from Onychomys torridus (southern grasshopper mouse), 3657 nucleotides. It is a transcript of the gene Lin7a, whose product is annotated as lin-7 homolog A, crumbs cell polarity complex component. Gene Ontology annotation, cellular component: basolateral plasma membrane; cell-cell junction; synapse. Gene Ontology annotation, molecular function: L27 domain binding. Gene Ontology annotation, biological process: protein localization to basolateral plasma membrane; neurotransmitter secretion; maintenance of epithelial cell apical/basal polarity. The record is from RefSeq and is a predicted model, not a curated record. Lineage: Eukaryota; Metazoa; Chordata; Mammalia; Rodentia; Cricetidae. The transcript is spliced from 6 exons. Bases 277 to 978 code for a protein of 233 amino acids.